Messenger RNA from Rotaria sp. Silwood1, 348 nucleotides. The record is from the annotation of a GenBank genome assembly. NCBI's taxonomy places the organism in Eukaryota, Metazoa, Rotifera, Eurotatoria, Philodinida, Philodinidae.
CAAUCAUUUGAAUGUUCAUCUAUAUCACAAUCAGAAUUAAUUGAUUCGAUUCAAGAUGCGAAUAUUCGACAUGAAUUAUUCAAUCAAUACAAGAAAAUUGCUGAACAAUCAAGACUAGAUAUGUUCAACCUCUAUUUGAAGUCAGCAAAAAUUCAAAUGGAUGAAUGUAAUAAGAGAUUCGAUACUGAUAUGAAAAAACUGAAGCAUGAACGUCGGUCAUCUGAUGAUAAUGAAAAAAUAUCACCAGUUAUGAUCAAUCUUAUAGAACAACGUUGUAAUAAAAUAGGUGAUCGUAUUAAAUGUACAUACAUAUUUAAAGCAAAAUCUAUUUGUGUUAAACAUAACUAA